Mangifera indica (mango) is the source of this 2051-nucleotide messenger RNA. Its product is annotated as BTB/POZ domain-containing protein At3g22104-like. Lineage: Eukaryota; Viridiplantae; Streptophyta; Magnoliopsida; Sapindales; Anacardiaceae. Bases 384 to 1973 code for a protein of 529 amino acids. The record is from RefSeq and is a predicted model, not a curated record. Gene Ontology annotation, molecular function: protein binding. The transcript is spliced from 3 exons.
GUCGAUUAAAAGUAGUUACAAAAGAUUGCGAAACUUUGGCAGCUUCAUCACUGGAUAAGUCGGAGGAACGCUCCAAUGUCCUUGCACUGGAUUUUUCUUGUUUUAAAAAUGCUUCCUCUUCUUAUUCCCUACGUUGUCUCACUUUAUAUUUGCUAAUUGACCAAACAAUAUUAAUACUUUCUAACACAUCAUCUUCCACCCUUCAUCAUCUUCUCCAGUCUCACAGUAUAUAUAUUCCUUCAUUUUUAUUCUCCUUUUUGAGUUCUUCUGAAAAUGCUUUUCAUGGUUUUCUGACUCCCAACUUUUUGAGCCGCAUAAAUUAAAGCCACUCAACUUGUUGGCAGCAAAAACCAAGCUGGUUCUUUCUUUUCUUCGGAUUAACAAUGGAAGUGUGUUGUGAUCUCGAGGUCGACGUUAAUGGCGAAGAGACUUUCAUGGUGGACAAGAGAAUUCUUGCAUCUUUCUCAGGCAGAUUCAGCAAAUUGUUCGAUAAAUUGAGCAGAAAAACAAGGAAACUGAAAGUGAUAUUCAAUGACUUUCCAGGAGGCGCAGAGGGUUUUGAACUCAUUACCAGGUUUUGCUACAACAGUGGCAAAACAAAGAUAACUUCCCGGAACAUUUUCCUUCUAAGUUCCGCUGCAAUUUUCAUGGAGAUGGGUUCUAAUGAUAGCCAUGGAAAACCCAAUUUGAUUGACCAAAUUGAAAUUCCUCUCGAGGAAAUUAAUCACUGGACUUGGCCAGAGCUCCUGGAAGCUUUGAAGCAGUGCCAAGAUUUACAUUCCACUGCAGAGUCUUCACCAUUCAUACUUGACAAAAUCUUAUGUUGUCUUAUAGAAAGGCUUGAUUUCCCUGGAGCGUCAAGCAAAUGUGCAUCUUUCUCGGAGAAUUCUACUAAGUUCUCAUCUGAUGAUUUCAGGAGUAGCGUUAGCACAAAGGACAAACACUCUCAAAAAACAUGGUGGUUCGAAGAUCUUCUGUUUUUAAAGGUGGAUUUAAUAGAUAAGUUAAUCAAGCUGAUGAUUUCCAGGAAUUUUGACCACAGCAUAAUUUGCAAGUUCCUCUUCUAUAAUCAGAGAUCAAGAUUUCUCAGUGCCUCUCCAUAUGAGAAGCGCAAUAUUGCAGAGGUAAUUAUAAGUCUACUUUCUCUACUUGAUAGGAGAUCUCAUUCUUUCAAGCACUUGUUCGAAAUUUUUCGAGUGGCCUCAAGCUUGAACAUCAGCAAACAUUACAGAAAGAAGCUGGAAAAUCUGAUAGGUUCACAACUAGAUCAAGCAACACUUGACUAUCUGCUAAUUCCAGCGCCACACGGAAAGGAUUAUGUUUACGAUGUGAAUUUAGUUUUGAGGCUUGUUAAAGCUUUCCUCUCUGAAAAUGACAACUGGGUAUCCAUGAAAUCGAACAAAGUGUCCGGCUUAAUAGACUCAUACCUUGCUGAAGUAUCUCCAGAUUCUUGUUUAAAGCCUUCCAAGUUCGCAGAAUUACUGAGAGUGAUGCCAGAUUCCACAAGAGAAUCUCAUGAUGGACUCUACCACGCCAUAGACUUCUAUGUUCAGGUUCAUUCUGGAUUAUCUGAAGAAGAAAAAUUGAGAGUCUGCAGAACGUUGAACUAUGAGAAGCUUUCGACUGAAGCAUUGAAACACAUAGCUCAAAACUCAAGGUUUCCAUCAAAAAUAGCAGUCAAGUCUUUCAUUAAUGAACAAUACAAAUUAGUUCCCAAAACAAAAAGUGUUGUCACCAUCAAUCCUGUGGGCGUUAAGGCAUUAAUGGCUGGGAAAAGGAAAGCUGAUGCCUCGCAUAUUUUAAUAUGUGCAAAACAGCGUACGGAAACUGAGGAGCUUGAACAUCAUUUUCAUGGAAUGAAGUGGAAGAUGAAGGAAUUGGAGAAAGCCUGCAGGAUAAUGCAGACGGAAAUGGAAGAUGUAACAAGAGCUACUCCAGGCAAAGCUAGAUAUUUACCAAAACUUUGUUCUUGACCCAAAUUUUUAUGGCUGUUUUACUGCAAUGUGAGCUGUACAUAAUAUAUAAAGUUUAUUAAUGAGAUUUCAAUGAAA